AUGAGCCUCACCAGCAAAAACCAAUCCCCGGUCGCAUUAGUGACGGGCGGUACGGACGGCAUAGGACUAUGGCUCGCCACUCAUCUACAGACUCGUGGCUACCGGGUUGCGAUUUGUGGUCGACGGGAAAGCAAAGGGCAAGAGAUUGUAAAAUCGAUUGAUCCCUCGGGCGAGUCAAUCAUGUUUGGACAGUGCGAUGUUUCCUCCUAUUCUGCCCAGGCAAAGCUCUUUCACAGCGUAUGGAAGAAGUGGGGUCGACUCGAUGUAUUCGUUGCCAAUGCUGGAACCGUGGACCAUGGUUCCGUUUACAACUUUGGGCGGCGUAACGCGCCCGUUGACGACUUGCCUCCUGAGCCCAGCACAGCUUGCACUGACAUCGACUUCAAAGGCACCAUAUACGGUACCACUCUCGCAACCCACUUUAUGCGGAAUAACGCCCACGGCAAAGGGGGCAAGAUUAUAGUGACGGGCAGCAUGGUCGGUGUAUAUCCAUGUCAAACUUUCCCAGAGUACUGUGCAGCCAAAGCAGCGACUCAUCAGUGGGUCAGAACAUUAGGGCCGAUACUUCUCCAAAAGGAAAGUAUCUCGAUGAACUGCGUCAUGCCCGGUGGCAUCGAAACGGCUGCCAUGCCUGGGUUCUCAAAGGCGUUCCGACCGGAGCAAAUGACGUUGCAAUCCACACUGCUAUCCGCAUAUGACCUGUUCCUCGACGAUGCAGCAAACAUAAAGACUGGUCAGUGUAUCGAAGCCGCACAUGACAAACUGUACGAGUGGGGCACACCGGAAUACAAGAGUGGGGCGUUUGCGAAACGGACCGAGGCUGUGUUCGAGCCUUGGUUCGAACUCAUGCAUGGGGAGAAGAGCGACUUGCCCGGAACUGUGCAGGACUGGCCCAAUAUGGAUUACAAGAUCAUCGCCGUCACUGGCGCGACGGGAGCUCAAGGUGGUGGCGUAGUGAAUGUUAUGAAGAAUACGCCUGGCUGGAAGGUCAGGGCUAUCACGCGGAACCCAGAAAGUGAUGCAGCAAAGAAACUUGCUGCUGAGGGGAUUGAAGUUGUACAAGCGGACUUUGACGACCAAGAAUCUCUCCGCAACGCCUUCAAGGACGUCCACGCCAUAUUUGCCGUUACGCAAUGGUGGGAGCACGUCUUCAAGGGCAAGACUCAAGAUGAAGCUGGCAAGAUCGAGGAAGAGCAAGGUAUGAAUAUUGCACGAGCGGCGGCUGGAAUACGCACCCUGGAGCAUUACAUCUGGUCAACAACACCCAGCGCCAAAAUCAUGCUAAGGGGCAAGCUUCUCACCCCGCACAUGGACUACAAAGCGAUUGUAGAUGCUAGGAUCAAGUCCGAGUUGCCCAAUCUGGCUGCCAUUACCACAUACCUCUACUUCGGAUACUAUCCGCAAAACAUGGCUUUCUUCCCACUGUGCAAGCCGAUGGAAUGUCCUGGGACAGGCAAGUACAUUCAGACUCUGCCAACGAAAGCCAACGCAAAGAUCCUGCUAUCCGGUGACAUGACCGUCAACCCUGGAAUCUGGGUCCGACAGGUCCUCGCCACAGGUAGCGAAGCAUACGGAAAGUACGCAAACGUUGCUUUGGAAAAGUGGACGUUCCAGGAUAUGGUGGAUGUGUGGUCCGAGGUGACAGGUAAGCAGUGUGUAUUUUUGGAGACGACAUCAGAGGCCAUCACUGCUCUGCAUGGCGUGGUAGGCAAUGAACUCGCGUUGCAGUUCCAGUUUGGCGAGGCUUGUGACCCGUGGGAAGAGACGAAAGAUCACAUCCGUCCGGAAGAGCUGGGCAUCGAUCGCAGUGAAGUCGUCGGAUUCCGUGGGACUAUCGAAGGUCUCAAGAAGCAGGGAUUCUGGACUUGA
Plenodomus lingam JN3 is the source of this 1869-nucleotide messenger RNA. Lineage: Eukaryota; Fungi; Ascomycota; Dothideomycetes; Pleosporales; Leptosphaeriaceae. The record is from RefSeq and is a predicted model, not a curated record.